AUGUUUUCGCUGCAAUCCAACUUUAACCGCACUUUCGAAAAUGAUCAUCAAGGGUAUUAUAACUAUGAUGACAAUGAGGUGUUUGGGGCUGACUACCUUGGUUCCCGCAGCCAACAACAUUACUACAGCAACUACCAUUUCAAAUCCAGAUUAGCUUCCCAAAAUCCCUCACUUUACACCAAUGGCCACUACGACUUCGUGAAAGCUUUAAAUGCAGAUAAAGAUAUUAAGACUUUCAUGAGCUUUCAGACUCCUCAAAAGCUUAAAUUGACCUGCAGUUAUCACAAUUGCCCAGAUUCAGAUAUCAGAUUCAGUAGUUACAUUGAUUUAGCCGAGCAUAUGAACAAACAUUCCAUAGAAAGUGAUUUCAAACCAGAGAUAUAUUGCGAUGGUAACCAUAGCUAUUGCAACAAUUGCCCAUUCACUGUUCUUGGAUUCUCUAAAGAAAGCGAAAAAAAGGAACACAAACAACAAAGGUUAUGUUUGGAUUGUAAAAUUCUUUUCAGUAGAGUGGAUAACUUAAAAACCCACAUUACUGCCAAGAAUGGCAAACCAAGUCCUUGCAAAAGAAAACUUAUGAAAAAAAAUUCUUCAGGUUCCAGCAGAAAAUUUAAAGCUGGUCCAGCCAAGAAAUCUAAUUCCGCCUCACCAUUGCGCUCUGGAUCUCCAAAACGGAAGAAGCUUCUCAUGGAGCAUGGCCAAGGAUUGCAUUCCUUACAACCAAAGUCAGAAAGCUUGAUUUCCUCCGCCUAUUCUAAAGAUAGUGGUUCUGUUGACUCGCUAAAUGCAUUCGAUAGCAUUGCAGACUCGCCAACUCCUGUUGGCUUAAAUUUCACAUACAGCAAUUAUCAACCUUCAGUUUUUCCCUUGGUCGAUGAUGGUUUUGAUUAUCCAAUCUCAACUAAUCCGCAUUUCUCUCAUCAAGAUGGAAUCACGGCUAUUCCUGCAAACUUUCUGCUGUCGCUUCAGCUCAACCAUUUGCCUAAUCAAGGUCUGCUCCCAUCUCUAGAUAAUUUGCCUUACAAGUUCGACAGUUUUGCCAGUCCUCAAAUUUAUUCCCAGGGCCACUUCAUUUCGAAUCAUUCUGAUUUCUCUGAUAUUACGGGGCUGACAACCACUCCUGUGUUUACCCCUAAUGACAGCUUCAAAAUUAAAGAAGAGCCAGUUGAAUCACUUUAUGAAUACCAAACCAUUGAGUAUAAACCUGAGGAGGUUAACUGGAGCAAAAUAUGA
Messenger RNA from Saccharomycopsis crataegensis, 1233 nucleotides. RefSeq lists its product as uncharacterized. Lineage: Eukaryota; Fungi; Ascomycota; Saccharomycetes; Ascoideales; Saccharomycopsidaceae. Bases 1 to 1233 code for a protein of 410 amino acids. The record is from RefSeq and is a predicted model, not a curated record. The transcript has a single exon.